AUGGAGAAAGGUUCAGCAGCGAGUUCGGCGAUUGAAGAGAGAAAUGUAAGAAACAAAAUUCAUAUUCCUGAUGAUCUUGCAAUUUCCAUUCUAUCAAAAUUACCUGUUAAAUCCUUGAAGCGUUUUCAAUGUGUACGCAAAUCAUGGUCACUCAUGUUUGAAAACCCUAUUUUUAUGAACAUGCUCCGCAAUCAUUUUUCAUCUAAUAACCAUUCUCAUUAUAGUCAUACAUUUCUCUUCCUAACUGCGGUUGAUCCGCCUCUUUCGCAUGGCGGCGCGUUCUAUUUGCUCUCGUCCGACGGCGACAAGUUUGAGAAUAUAAUCAAAUUUGAUUUGCCACCUCCAUUGCAAGAUGAUGACACUUCACUUUAUAUUUUAGGUUCAGUUUGUAUUAACGGUAUUAUAUGCAUCGGCCAAAAGACUAGUAAAGGACCGGUAAAUUCUUUUCGUGCUGUAUUAUGGAAUCCGGCUACCUCCGAUUUUCUUGUUAUUCCUUCUAGUCCUGAUGAGAAUGUACUCCCAUAUCGGGAUCCGUAUUUUGAAUUUAAUGGAUUUGGUUAUGAUCAUAUCAGAGACGACUAUAAGUUGAUUCGAUAUGUAUCUUUUUUUCCUGUAACCGACGAAGAUGAAGAUAUGCCGUUGGAAGAUAAAUCCUAUGAACCCGUGUUGGAGAUAUAUAGUUUUAGAAGUAACUCUUGGAGGAUACUCGAGAUCGAUAUGCUUGAUAAUAUUCGUGAUUUUUCUUAUGGUCAACCGUGGACAGGAGUCUACUUGGAUGGAGUUUGUCAUUGGUUGGGUACUAGAGGUAUAUAUGGGAAUGAAGGUUGUUUGGUGUCAUUUGAUUUGAGCAAUGAGGUGUUGAUUAUGACACCUAUAUUAGACAUGGAUGAAACCUGUGAUUUGAUAUAUAUAGACAGACACUUAGUGGUGUUAAACGAGUCGGUUGCUUUGAUCUCAAAUUGUUUUAAAUCUACUACUUUUCACAUUUCAAUUUUGGGUGAACUCGGCGUUAAGGAAUCAUGGAUCAAACUCUUUAUUGUUGGGCCCAUACCUUUUACUGAAUACCCCGUUGGAGUUGGGAAGAAGGGUCACAUUUGCUUCAAACAAGAAAACAAUGAACUAGUCUGGCUUGAUUUAAACACCCAGGUAACAUCAAAGAUUGGUGUUAAGGGAGUGAUAUAUGGUUCUCAGAUAGGAGUUUAUAAGGAAAACCCUUCUUUCAACUGGAGGAUUUCAUAG
Messenger RNA from Vicia villosa (hairy vetch), 1239 nucleotides. Its product is annotated as F-box/kelch-repeat protein At3g06240-like. The record is from RefSeq and is a predicted model, not a curated record. The transcript has a single exon. Bases 1 to 1239 code for a protein of 412 amino acids. NCBI's taxonomy places the organism in Eukaryota, Viridiplantae, Streptophyta, Magnoliopsida, Fabales, Fabaceae. Gene Ontology annotation, molecular function: protein binding.